UCCCAAGGUCUAGGUUUUUCCUUUCACCGCAAAUUCGGCUGCUUGCUUAAAUGCCAUCUCAAAAUUUACCAACCAAAGGCUACCCACGACUCAUACGGGGGACACAAUCGUAGCGAUUUACUGAAGAAUUUUUCACACAGGAAAUCAAAAUGGCAAACUGGAAGCUCCUGAGAUCAAUGCUCAUUCCCAGGAAUAUGGCACUGGCCGCAGUUCCCAUUGCUGUCAAAUCAAAAGAAACAGAAAAGGAUAAGACAGCAAUUCGACCUAGUGAACUCCCUAUCUACGUGGAUGAAAUUAAAAGACAAGUGGUUCCGGAACAACACAGUGAUGAAGUUAGUUCAAUAGAAGAAGCAGUUGGAACAGUAAGGAAAGAGCUUUGUUCUCUUGUCAGCGAGGUAAACAGCCUUACCAGCAAGGCCUCUUCAGUUGUUAAGGAAAAUAUGGAUGCUUCCAAUGAACUCCUUGAUUAUUUGAAGGAAGAGGAGAAUUUUCUUCCCAGAUCUGGAGCAAUUGCUUUGAGUGGUCUGACAGGUCUUGUCCUUGGUAUACGUAAAGGAUUUUUCAAGCGUCUGAUCUAUAUGACAGUUGGUGCUGGAGGUAUGGCUUCACUGUGUUAUCCUAAGGAAGCAGAAGAAUACUUCAAUGAAGCUCUAGUUGAGGUCCGAAAGUAUGGUCUUAUAGGUCACCAUCUUGCUACUUCAAUUUUGGAUGAUUUACGUGGAUCAUCUGCAGAGUCUAAUGAUUCUCCCAGGGAUGGAAAGGAUAAGAAGUGAGACUAUUAACUGAUAGUGCUCCUUUUUUAGCGAUGGCUGUGUAAAAUUUCUAAGAACUCCUGCCUCCUGAUCCUGAUCUUUGUACUUCCUCCCAUCUCUAGAACCGUUCCUGACUAUUGUAAUACUUCUCAUGCCAUCCUCUCUCCUCUCCCCAGAUCCUUAAUGUCAGAUAUGGAGUCUUUUCUGGUCGCUUGUUGUUGUUUUGUUGUUGUCAUGUUCUUUCAGGUUUGCAGUGGUAUAUUAUUUAACUUGCAAAGACCAAAAUGUUGUUGGGUCAUUUCUUGAGACAGGACACUGCAGAAAACUAGUGAAUGAGGAGGCUGAAGGUCUUCAAUAUUUUCUAAGGUUCAUUUGUAAAAUAGUGUUUUUGUUUUACUGCCAAUAUUAGUCUUUUUCUGACGCUUUCUGAUCCUUGUGCUAAUUUUUUUUCAAUAAACUGUUGGAGAGAAUAAGUACCAAAGUGUAAA
Molecule: messenger RNA, 1240 nt
Organism: Frankliniella occidentalis (western flower thrips)
Lineage: Eukaryota; Metazoa; Arthropoda; Insecta; Thysanoptera; Thripidae
Gene: Mic26-27
Product: MICOS complex subunit MIC27
Exons: 5
Coding region: 150-773 (207 amino acids)
Biological process (GO): cristae formation
Cellular component (GO): MICOS complex
Source: RefSeq, a predicted model, not a curated record